GGGUGGGUGGGUGCCGGCGGGGGAGGGCGCGCCGCUCGCCAUGGGCAUCGUCAAGCUGGCCGAGCUGAUCAAGGAGGAGGCGCCCGAGGCCGUCAGCUCCGUCCCGCUUGGCCACUACCGCGAUUGCGUGGUGGCCGUGGAUGCUUCUGUGGCCGUCUACCAGUUCCGCAUGGGUAUGCCAACGCUCUUCAACCGCCACGGGCAGAAUAUCAGUCCCUUGCAGGGGCUCUUUUACCAGACGCUGCACCUCCUGGAAAAUGGCAUCAGACCGGUCUUUGUCUUUGACGGGCGGCCCCCGGACCUCAAGCAGCCGUUGUUGGCCAAACGGGCUGCAGUCGCUUCAGCCAGGAGGGAAGCUGCAGGUUCUGCCACAGGAGGUGAUGCUUCUCAGCGGCUCCCCAGACGAGACUCAGAGACCCUUUUGGGCCACCUGGGGGUCCCCUGUGUGCAGGCUCCAGCGGAGGCAGAAGCCACUUGUGCGGCGCUGGUGAAGUCCGGGGUGGCCUGGUGCACGGCCACGGAAGACCUGGACGCGCUGCCCUUUGGGAGUCUGCGCCUUCUCCGGCAUCUGAGCGCCAAGCGGGGUGACUUGGAAGAGAUCUCCUUGCCUGUAGUUCUGCAGAAGCUGGAUAUGACUCAGGAGCAGUUUGUGGACCUCUGCAUCAUGCUGGGCUGUGAUUAUUGUGAGAAGAUCCGGGGACUUGGCCCCAAGAAGGCCCUGAAGCUGCUGCAGCAACACGGGAACAUCGAGCAGGUCCUGAAGAGCGUCAAUCCUCAGAGACACCCACGGCCUGACCACUGGCCCUUGGAGGAGACCCGCCGGCUCUUCCUGCGGCCAGAGGUGGCUGACCCGAGCCAGGUGGCGCUGGAGUGGCGGGAGCCUGACGAGGAGGGGCUGGUGCAGUUCCUUGCUCACGAGAAGCACAUGAAAGAGAGCCGCGUCCGUCAACGGAUGGAAAAGUGGCGGCAGACCCGCCUGAAAUUUGCCCAGGCCCAGCUGCCGGGCCCUGGGGCUGGGGGGAGCCGGAGGAAGCGGACGAUGGGGGAUUUCUUCCCGGUGAAGAAACGUCCACGCAAGGCCCCCGAAGCCCCGUCUUGCAGGAAGAGGCAGAAAUCCCAGGAACACUCCAAGAUGGAGCCGUGUGGACUGGAGCCAGCACCUCCCCUCCCCUCUGACGCGCAGCAGCAUCCCCAUGCCAGCACGGCCACGUGCCUGGACCCCCAAGUGCCCCAAGAGAAAGGCCCACAAGGAUGAUGCAGGGAGCGCUCUGUGACCGGAGGGGCAGCGCCCACGGGUGCUGCUGAGAGCCCCUCUGUAGAGCAUCGCAGAGCGACGGCACGCCGGGAGAGGAGCGUGUCUGUCCUCCUGCUGGGCGUGGCUGCUUCUGGGACCUCUCUUGCUCUCUUGGUCGCCUUGUUUUGGUGGUGUCUUUGGCCUUGGAGGAAACCCAGGGAGGAGGCCAGCUGAGGUGUGCUAGGGUGGCUCUUCUCCUUCCCUUUCUGCAAAAGAGAGCAGAGCCGCCAUUUCUGGGCUUGUGUGCUCUGAGUGGUCCCUGCCGGGUGUGGAGAAUGGACUCCUCCAAUGACCCCAGGGCCUCUUGGGGGUCACUAAAGUGGUUGUGGUUGGGAUGGUCAGGCUGGCUGCUGAUCCCGCACAGCCAGUGCUGCUCCUCCCGCUGACUGGGCUAGCGGCACAGGCCUUCUGGAGCCUGUCGGGCCCUCCUCCUCCUCCUCCUCCUCCUCCUCCUCCUCCUCCUCUUCUCAAAACAGCUGCCUGUUGCUUAGGAAGGUUUCUGGGCUGUGACAGGCCAAACGCCACUCUUGGUCUGGCCAGGUCAGAAGUCUAGAGCGGACCCCAGCUCCAAGCUCUGCUCUAGCCCUGACCCUCACUCCGGGUUGAUAUGGUGGGUUCUGUUGGAGAUGCAACUCCUGAUGGCAUUGACUCUUCGCACCAGCCACCCAGUUGACCACCAGGGGCGGGGCAUUAGGGGUAGAGACAGCCAGGAAGGGCGUUCCCCCUCUGACCAGGCUUUCUCUGCUCUGAUUCCCCUGAGUGGGGGUGAACAGACUUCCUACAAAAGCAAAGGAGGCAGAGCCUCCUGGCCUCUGAUUAAAAAGCCAUGUCAUGCAGGUAACUGGACCAGUGCAAAAGCUGCCUGGCAAAAAGUGACACACACACACACACACACACCCCACACCUUCCCUGAAUUCUGUGCAUACUUAGUAAAGCCAGAGUACUCUGCCGAAGCAGAGGAAGCACUGAAGUUAAAGAGCCCCUGAGACACGGAAUGCAGCCAGGGCCAAGUUCUACAUCGGUUAUGUAGAUUUGGUGCAAUACCUCCCUUGUGUUCUGUGUUUCCUCUGAAUAGCUACAGCCUCUCCAACUCCAGCACCUGCUGGCAUUCCCCCUUCUGUUCUCUCUGUCUUGUAAAGUUGUCCUGCCUUUGGAACUUAGCACAACGAAAACCCUAUCAAAAGCUCUGCUCUCCAACCCCAGUGUGUGCCUUUUGUGAGAGUUGUGGGAGUUUGCUGGCAUCCACGGCUGGCUUCUGCCCAAGAGCCUACUUGGCUGAACCGCCACUCAUGUGCUCACCUCCUUUCCCCCUGAGUGGAAUUGCUGGACUACUGAGUUUCUAAGUGGAAGCAUUGGGUUGUAGGAUCCAGAACCAUUGAGCUGAAAUCAUGCAUCUUGUGCAUUUCUUGUGUGGGUGUGCUGUGUGGAGGCCUGCCCGGGGCUGCCCUGGAUGUUCUCAGAACCCAGAGCCCUUGGGUCACUCUCGUUGGGGCCUGCCAUGGGUGGAUCCCUGUGCCCCUGAACCCCUUGACUCUAGAGCAAAAUCCUUGAGCCACUGAGGCUGGGCCAUUCCAGAUCCGCACCGCCUGCAUACUCUAGUGCGGACUGCCUGGAGAACUGAGCGCUCUGCUAGCUGUGGGUACAUGGAGUGCCCCAGGUCUUGGAAGCUGGAGUCAGGCUGGCACCUCACGGCCUCUCCUUGUCCUCCACUUUGGAAAAACCUCUGUGGUUGGGACCCUCCAAAUCCUUCCCAGUGGAAGUUACCCCUUAUGUCAUUGUACACAAGGCAGCAGAUACAGGACAUCUGCUCUGAAUUAUCUCUCUCUGUAUCUCCUAUGGAAGUCACAGUCCUUGGUAGUCCUACAAAGACCUUCUGUCCACUUUCAACACCCACCCACCUCUAGGCUACUUGAGCAGUCUUUUCUCCCCUCUUAUCUUGUCCUGGGGGCUGCCUUCACUCCCUGCCCAAUUGUGAAUGUAUCAAGAUUGCCAAAUACUGCUUUUUUUUUUUACAUUGUGCUUCUGCAUUUUAAUAAAUACACUUUAUCUCUUGUU
This is a messenger RNA of Hemicordylus capensis (graceful crag lizard), 3349 nucleotides long. Its product is annotated as probable flap endonuclease 1 homolog. The record is from RefSeq and is a predicted model, not a curated record. The transcript has 11 exons. NCBI's taxonomy places the organism in Eukaryota, Metazoa, Chordata, Lepidosauria, Squamata, Cordylidae. Bases 41 to 1255 code for a protein of 404 amino acids. Gene Ontology annotation, molecular function: DNA binding; 5'-3' exonuclease activity; magnesium ion binding. Gene Ontology annotation, cellular component: nucleus.